Molecule: messenger RNA, 6475 nt
Organism: Loxodonta africana (African savanna elephant)
Lineage: Eukaryota; Metazoa; Chordata; Mammalia; Proboscidea; Elephantidae
Gene: SIGLEC15
Product: sialic acid binding Ig like lectin 15
Exons: 6
Coding region: 231-1568 (445 amino acids)
Biological process (GO): regulation of bone resorption; regulation of actin cytoskeleton organization; regulation of osteoclast development
Cellular component (GO): plasma membrane
Source: RefSeq, a predicted model, not a curated record
GUGCAUUUUAUUUAGGAGUGGUAGUUUAUCUGGGAAAUGAUCCCUGAAAGCAAUAGUGGAGAGCUUUCCAUAGCCUUACUUCCAUGAGUUAUUAUGUUGGCAAUCUCUUGUUCUUGGUCUCUUUCCCCAUCUUGCCAAAAACAGAAGGGGGUUAAGAAGAAGAGAAAAGGAGGUAAAGUGAGAAGAAACCUAUCCUAGAACACUAAAAACAUAGGAAGGAAGGUCAGCAUAUGAACAACAGUUUUCGAAAAAGCAGCCAGUUGUCACAGGAAAGGAUUCCACAUCCUCCCUGCCCACUUCCCUGUUUGCUGUCCUGGAAAAUCAUCCGAGCAGUUCCCCUCUUGGUUUUCCACAUGACUAAGCCCCACGGGUCUCAUCUUAUCAGACCUCUGGCUGCCUGGCUGCCUCUCCCCAGUGUCUUCAGCUUCCGCAGAGCCCAGCGGGCCCUGCAGACCUGGGCACACUGCCCACCCCCUCCCACCUUCGUUCCUCCACACCCACACCCACACCAAAGAGAGUCUCACCGGUGGCCUGGCCCAGUGUGGGGGUGUCCCAGGGUCCCUGGAUGCUCAGGCAGCAUGGAAGGACCCAUCCAACUCCUGGUCUGCCUGGCCUGCAUCAUCCCCAUGGGGUCAUGUGUGGAAACUAAAAGAGAUACUACCGGGAACCCACUCAACACAGAGGUGCACAGCGCGCCGUCGCAGCGCUGGUCCAUGCAGGUGCCGGCCGAGGUGAGCGCGGUGGCGGGCAACGCGGCGGUGCUGCCCUGCACCUUCACGCACCCGCAUGGGCAUUACGCCGGGCCGCUGACGGUCAUCUGGCGCGCUGGCGAGCCCUACGCCGGGCCGCAGGUGUUCCGCUGUGCGGCGGCGCGGGGCAGCGAGCUCUGCCAGACGGCGCUGAGCCGCCACGGCCGCUUCCGCCUGCUGGGCAACCCGCGCCGCAACGACCUGUCGCUGCGCGUGGAGCGCCUCGUCCCCGCCGACGCUGGCCGCUACUUCUGCCGCGUCGAGUUCGCUGGCGACGUCCACGACCGCUACGAGAGCCGCCACGGCGUCCGGCUCCGCGUUACGGCCCCGCCGCGGAUCAUCAACAUCUCGGUGCUGCCGGGCCCCACGCACACCUUCCACGCGCUCUGCACGGCCGAGGGGGAGCCGCCGCCCGCCCUCGUAUGGUCCGGCCCGGCCCUGGGCAACAGCUCGGCCACCGUACCUGUCCCCGCUCACGGCCACCAGGUGACAGCCGAGCUGCCGGAGCUGGCCCACGACGGCCGCUACACGUGCACGGCCGCCAACAGCCUGGGCCGCGCAGAGGCCAGCGUCUACUUGUUCCGUUUCCGCGGCACCAGCGGGGCCUCGGCGCUCGCCCUGCCGCUCGGCGCGCUCGGCCUCAAGGCCCUGCUGUUGCUCGGCGUCCUGGCCGCCCGCGCUGCCCGCCACCGCCCAGAGCACCCAGUCACCCAGGAUACUCCACCACGGCCCCAGGCUCAGGAGUCCAACUAUGAAAAUUUGAACCAGAUGAGCCCCCGCAGCCCACCAGCAGCCGUGUGUUCCCCAUGUUCACCAUGACGAGCCUCUCGGCCCACUGGCAGCCACGUGUGCAGCACAAGAAGGGAAGACCAAAAGAGGUGUGGCUGGUACAGCCCUUGAGGCCCAGGCACCUGGCAGCUGCCAGACUGGAGGCCCCUCAGGGAGUCAGGACCCCACCCACAGACACUCAACUAAUCUCCUACAUGGGUGUCUCUGUCUUGAAGCCCCCAUGUCAGUGAGUCCAGCAUUUUGAAAGUGUGUGUGUGCGUGUGUGCACACAUGGGUGAGCUCCAGUGUGCAACUUCCUGAAUAGCUCUUUUGCCCUUUCUGACCUAGAACACCACAGUAACACAGACAGGAAACCAGUCAUGGAGUCUGGAGGCCAAGCUGUGUCCUGGCCCCGUCACUGACUUUUUGAGUGGACUGGGACCCUUUCUUCUCUUCUUCACUAUUCUUCCCCCUUGGCUGGCAGGACUAUGAAGAUCUGAGGAAAUCAUGGAUAUGAAGGGACUUCAGAAAGUACAAAGCUAUCUACAGAUGUGAGGGUGUUGCAGGCCCUCCUUGCUGAGCAGCCUUGGACAUGCAGAGGUGUCUUGGAUAGGUGUGGCCCCCACACCAACCUUGAAGAUGACGGUGGGUUCCAGAGAACAAGCCUGGGGAUGGGGCUUCAGGGCUGAGGUUAUGCAAACCUGUGAUCAGAGGAACAUCAAGUUCUGGGAUCAUGGCAGAAAAAGGGUUGGAGCCCUUGCCUCCUGGAACUCCUCUGGGACUAUCAUAUACCCUCUGCCCACCUCACACCCCAUCUGCUGCCCUGCACUGCUUUGAAAACGGAACAAAACACCCAUUAGCUCAAAGCUCCUGAUAGUCACUCUUCUCAGGGACCAGAAGCUGGGAGGCCCGAGGGGAGGCCUGGGCUUGCAGGGUCCCCAAGGAUCAAACAGCCACGGCUGUGACCCUCUGCAAUCUGAAUCCUCCCAACCUGUGCCAAGUUCAAAAGCGCUGGCAGUCUCGCCCCCAUUUGCCCUUGUCCUGCCAGGCUGGUUUGGAGGGGUGUUGCAUCUGGUAUUUACACUUCAGUGUGAAUUAGCUGAUCACAUUCCUGCAGUGCCUGGGGCUUAGGAAGAGGGCUUACAGAGGCAGGCGCAGGCAAGCUUGGGACCUGGGCAAGCUGGCGAGAGGAAAGCAUCACAGAGAAGGCAAUGAGGACAAACUUUCUUCCUCUGGAACUUUUCCAAAAGCUGGGAUGUCAACCUAAAGUCAGCAUAGGGUCUUCUCUGAUGCUUUUCAGGGGAGAUGGCCCAAAGGCUGAGGGCUAUCUUCAUAAGUUAAUGAGUAAGGCAGGGGUUAUAAGUGUCCUCUCUGGCCAGAGUCUUCUCUAGGGCAAGUGGGUGGUGUCAGCUCUCCUCUUCUGGGUGACUUGGGAUCCAUGCAAGAGCCUGUGUGGGCUGCUAAGAAGUCAGAGGAGUCGGCAUGUGUAACCCCUUGUAUGGGGGUACUUUCGCCACCUCUGUGGAGAGUCCUGUGUCACAAGGCAAGAAGUUAAGUACACAGGGGUGGUGUGUAUUGGAACAUCUGCCUAGUCUUUGAGGCCAGUUUCACAGCCAAGAAGAAUAGUGAUAGGAAUUACUUCUUAUAUGUCUGCUUUGAGCUAGGCAUUGGGCUAGGUGUUUGAGGCUACGAAAAUAAGUCAGGCAUGUGUAUUGCUCAGGGUAAGGAGCACUGGAUGUGCAACAGUUAAACGCUCCGCUGCUAACUGAAAGGUUGGUGAGUUCAAACCAACCCAGAAGCUCCAUGGGAGAAAGACCCAGCAAACUGCUUCUGUAAAGAUUAUGGCCAAGAAAACCUUAUUGGGCAGAUCUGCUGUGUCACAUGGGGUCACUGUGAGUUGGAAUUGACUUGAUGGCACCCAACAACAGCAACACUAGUCAGGGUGGUAUGUUGUGCUGCGGUAACAAAUAAAGCCCAAAAUCACAGUGGCUGAUAACAACAAGGGCUUGUUUCUUGCCUGUCACAGAUUGGCAGGGGCUUUGCUCACAGUAGUUACUCAGCACCCCACCAUCUCUAAUGUUGCCGAUUACUGGGCCAGAGGUAAAACAGUCUUCCAAUUGUAGUCAUAGCUCAUUGGCCAGAACUAGCCACAGGCCCCACUCACCCACAGAGAACCAGGCAGUGCAAUUUGACGUUGCACCUGUAAGGGGGAAAGCCCGAAGCAUUUAGGAACAGCACUGCUGACUUCACAGGAGUUCUCUAGGAGUUCUCGGGCUAGCGAAGGGCACAGACCAGGAGUUGGGAAAUCAUGUAAGGGCAACAAUAGAGGUAAGCAGGGGGUGCUAUGGGAAGGGGGCACAUGAAAGGGGCAACUGGCCCAGUCUUGGGAAGGCUUCCUGGAGGAGGGGAUGUGGAGAUGGUACAAGUUGCCCAUGCAAAUGGGGGCAAAGAGAGGUUGGGAGGUAAGAAAGAAGGCUUUUAAGCAGAAGGGACCGUCUAAGCAAAGACCAGGAGGUCGGACACAGUGUGGUGUUGAAGCAGGUGACAGCUGCUGGAGUGUGAGGUAGAGGUAGGGUGGGGUCAGCUGACGCUGGAGCAGUGGGCAGGUCAGACGCCAGGGUGAAUGGUGCUGGCCUUGGUACCUGGCGCUGUCCCUGUGAAGGGUCUGAGUGGAUCAGAGCUGCCUGUCCUUCUGCAUCUGAUACUCUCGGAGCAUCCAGGGCUCUGUCCUUGACAAGCAAGGACCAGGGCCAUAGGCUUAGCACAACGUCCUAGGGCCACAAAGUCAAGGAGAGAAACAAUUUCUGAGACCCAGUGUUUUCAAGACUGGACUUCCCAGGGUGGUGCAGGAUGCAGAGCUAGGGCUUUCCCCUUCCUCAGCACAGAGAGCCAUGAACAGGAGCCCUCUCUUUCCCAAACGGGCUUCUGACAAGCAUGAUUCCCUCUAUUCUCAGGCGCCCACCAGAAGGUUUCUCAAGGCAGGCAAUGACUGAGAGAUAGCAGUGGGAGGAAGAGGCAGACCUUGCUCAGAUGCCCCCCAGGUCCACCAAGGGUCCAUCAUGCUUUCCCUGCCUCAAGGAGCUGAUAAUCUAUGUUGUAAAACUAGAUGUAGCUACAUGAGAAGAAACUGCCCAUAAGACGAUCCAUGAUGAAGGUAGGCCCUGCCUGGAGAUGAAGACAAGGACUUGGCUGGAGAGGCGGUUGGGGCCAAGUUUUCAAGUAUAUUCCCUUAGCCAGAGUGGACGAGAGGCAGGGCCACGGUGAGUACUCCGGUCCUACCAUCCCCACAGCCUCCGGGCUGGAAGGGGCCUUAGGAGCAUUAGGAGUCCUGGGCUUUGUCCCCAGCUCCAGCCCUGGCCACUUAGGUCCAACCUUCCCCCUCUACCUCACCCCAACAACAUUAACAGCCCCUCAUGUUUCUGGAGCCCCUUGUCAUCCUCAAAGUCCCUUUACCUCUGUGAUCUCAGAUACUUCUCACUAAAAGCCCUGGACAAAGUGAGGCCGGAAUUACCUUCAUUUUAAAAUCAGGAAAAAGUCCCAGGGAGGAAAAUGAUCUGGCCAGGGUCACGUGUCUAGUGACAAAACUGCAACUGGAAUCCAGAACUCAUGGCUCUGGUCACAGCUCCUUCCACUUCCUCUGUCUUUUCCUUGCUGGUGUUUUCUCUCCAGUGUCUUUCCUCCUCUCCUGUGCCCCCUUCUCUUUAUUUGUCGUAUUUUAAAAGGAGAAAAACAUGAUCUGACAAUACAAGGAUUCAGAAUCAUUUGGGAUUGGGACUCUAUGUUAGGCUCUAUUAAAAUAUGGUGUCCAGGCCAGAGACUGUCUUGGUUCACUCUGACCAAUAGACUCUGACCAGGAGUGUGGGUCUGUUUCCUAAAAGAGUUGAGGCUAGCAAAGGAAGGUCAAGAGGGGAGAAGGCUGAGUUCAGAAGAGGAGCAUUUUUGGAGGAAGGUCUUGGCUCCUUCAUCCCUUAGAUCUUUCUUAAUUCUCAGAGUUGCCUGUGGCAGCAUGGACCACUUCCUGAGGGGCACUUCACCUUCAGUGAGUGUUCCAGCAAGGAUGGCCACUGGUCUGGAGACAGUUAACCUCAUUGCUACACUAGGCGGCGGUGGGACAGUUUGAACUCCAAGGCACUUUCCCACUCAUAAAUCCUGUGGUUCUAUCUGGAAAAAGAGGCCACACCUAGGCAUGGGUGGGGGAAACACACCCUAUACCUAGAAGGUUCUGCCCCUGGGAAAUCUCAAAUUGAUGUUAAUCCCAAAUUGAAGGUACAGACCCUCCCACCCCUUUGUCAGCCUCGGUUGUGUUAUUACCAGCAGCCAAGGUGUGUCUUACAAAUGUUACUGAAAAUUAACAGCAAGGAGGAACUCCCUAGCAUAUUCCACCACUGAUGGUAGAUUGCCAGGACCAACCACGACCACGCUCAGGUUACAGUGCCCUCUCCUGGCAGCUCAGCCCUCCCCCACUUCAGGAACUCAGGUGGUGGGAGCCUUUGUGCAGCUUCCGUGGCCCCCUCCUACCAAGGUCACGGCCACAUUACAGACCCGAGAAGGCUCUCCUUACCUCUCUGGGAUCAUCAGGUAGCUUUCCAUCCAUGCCAAUUCUUAUACCCUCAAGUUUCAAAUUCUCUUUGAAACUAGAGGCCUUGCCCAUCGUGGUGACAUAUCACCACAGAAUACAGACUCUACCCAUUACAAGCCUUCUAAUUUCAAACUUUUCUCAGUGUGAUUUCUGGAUGCAAACAAGACCUGCCAACCAACUUGCCAAAAACAAGACAUGUCUACCAUGUGUAAAUCAAAUCUGAACCAGGUUUAUUUGCAGAAUUUUACUUAACCAAUCCCCAUUUCUUCUUGUUUCUCACUAUGAUAUAAAAACCCCAGUGUAUAGACAUGUAAAAUGCUGAACAACGAGAAGUGAAUCUUGCACAGGUUAAUGAUCAAAAUAAAGUCAUGAUUUUAAA